ACUCACAUUACGAUUAUUAAUUAUUAUACACCUGAACCGUGUUUCAACUUUCAAACUUCGAAGCAAGUUUAACUGUGUUGUAGUUUUAUACAUUUUCAACGAGAUUUAAAUUCGGUAAACCCCUUUUUAAUUAAUGGCGGACGAGGAAUUCGAUGGAGAGGAUGGGGGAGGAGAUUAUGACGACAUUGUUGAAGAAGACAAUAACAUAGAAGAGGUUGAGGAACAAGAGGAAGAUGGUUAUAAUGUUCAGUGUUUAGCUCCAGGGCAAGCCGGUGGUGGAGUAGAGAAAUCUAAACGGAUCACGACUAGAUAUAUGACAAAAUAUGAAAGGGCAAGAGUAUUAGGUACGAGAGCAUUGCAAAUAGCUAUGUGCGCCCCCGUCAUGGUGGAACUGGAAGGUGAAACCGACCCAUUACAAAUUGCAAUGAAGGAAUUGAAGCAGAGAAAGAUUCCCAUAAUCAUCCGAAGAUAUCUCCCUGACCACUCUUACGAAGAUUGGAGUAUAGAUGAACUUAUUAUAAUAGAUCAUUAGACAUAAAAUUAAAUUUUAAUAUAGUUUUAAGUAUAAAAUAAUGAUAUGUUUUUUCCAUUUAUUUUUAAAACAUUGUUCUUUGUACAAAUUUAUCAAAGUCCUAAUUAAACAUUCUCACACAGUAUAGUUGAAGUAACUAAUAAUUGAAAUAUGAAAAAACCCCACAAAUGAUUUUACCGUCUCAUUUGAGCAAAAUAAAAUGGAUUAUGUGGAGUA
Molecule: messenger RNA, 748 nt
Organism: Danaus plexippus (monarch butterfly)
Lineage: Eukaryota; Metazoa; Arthropoda; Insecta; Lepidoptera; Nymphalidae
Gene: RpII18
Product: DNA-directed RNA polymerases I, II, and III subunit RPABC2
Exons: 2
Coding region: 134-532 (132 amino acids)
Biological process (GO): DNA-templated transcription
Cellular component (GO): RNA polymerase II, core complex; RNA polymerase III complex; nucleus
Molecular function (GO): DNA binding; DNA-directed RNA polymerase activity
Source: RefSeq, a predicted model, not a curated record